Pelagomonas calceolata is the source of this 1022-nucleotide messenger RNA. The record is from the annotation of a GenBank genome assembly. NCBI's taxonomy places the organism in Eukaryota, Pelagophyceae, Pelagomonadales, Pelagomonadaceae.
AUUAACUUUUUCGAGCACAGCGGCAAAUCUGUGGCGCUGCACACGCUCCCGAGUGGAUUUCGUACGUUAUUGAUGCUCGAAACCACAGCGCAGUCCAACUUGCCGUGAGUUUUUGGCCAUAAUUAAGCUUAGCAGGUCCUGCUCGCGGCAGCGAACCCGUCGCAGCGAUGGAAGACACCGAUUCGACGCAGCAGGAGCAGCAAGUUCUUGUGGCAACUAUGGAAUUGCCUGGCCCUGUCGGAAAAUCCGCGGAACGAGGUGACCUGCAAGCCGUCGAGGCUUGGCUCGAGGGGCCGUCCUCAGGGAUCGAUGCCAUGGACAGCUAUCGGUGGACUCUUCUCCAUCACGCGUGUUUGGCAAAUCCGAUAACCGCGGAUAGUGUGGCGGUAGCUGAGUACCUUCUGUCCCGCGGUGCGUCAGUGAACAUCGGAGAUUCUUCAGUGUUGCACUGUGCGGUUGCGCGCCCUUCCACUAGUCACGCAACCGACAUGAUCGGUCUACUCCUGCGCGCUGGGGCUGAUGUUGACGCCAGGGACGAUGAUAGCAUGUCUCCGAUCGCGUGGGCCAUGGACGAGAUCAUGAGUAACCGCAGUGAAAGUGAUCUGACGAGGGCGCUGGAAUGCGUGGUUCAGCUGUUGAGGCACGGCGCGUCGUUAGCUGACGGUCAUUUUGGUUUGAAAAAUAAUGAGCAUGUACAUAGUGAGCCCCGUUCGCUCGAGGAUUUUUUGGCUUUUCGAACAGAAUUUGAAGGCCUCACCACCAACAGGCACUGGAUCGAUUGCCAAGCCAUCGUCACCGGUGUGAAAACGGCCGGGAGCUGGCGGGCGUUCCGCGACGAUAAGACCAAUCCGUGGCGAGCCUACGAGCGCGUGCCGCGCAAGGCUGUGCUCCGCCUGCGGUCCCUCGUCGCGCGCAAACGCGCGAAGACCACCAACCCCCUGUUCAACGCCCUGUUCGCCAGUCCCAACGAGAUCGUCUGGCACGUGCUGGGCUUCUGGCGCGUGCGUAUCCCGUCGGAGUAA